UUCUACUCUCUCCACCGGAGAAGACAGGCUGACAGACACCUAUUCAUCUUCCUUAACUCCAUCAGCAUGACGACGUUUAGCUCACGUAGCUCCUUCAGCAGUAGCCGAGCAUCCUUCGGCAGUGGCUUGAGCUCAAUGAGCUUGUCUGGGGGUGUUGGUGGUGUCAGGGCUUCCCAGGCCAGCAGGAGCUUCUCUGCAAGCAGUGGUGGCUUUGGUGGUGGAGCUGGAUUCGGUGGUGGAGCUGGAUUCGGCGGUGGAGCCGGAUUCGGUGGUGGAUCCGGAUUCGGUGGUGGAUCCGGAUUCGGUGGUGGAGCUGGAUUCGGUGGUGGAGCAGCAGCAGAUGACAGCCUGAUCGGCAACGAGAAGUUCACCAUGCAGAACCUGAAUGACCGCCUGGCAUCCUACCUUGCCAAGGUGGCAGCGCUGGAGAAGGCCAACGCUGAGCUGGAGUUGAAGAUCAGACAGUUCUUGGAAGGCAAGUCUGGCCCUGCCAGCAGGGACCACAGUGCCUUCUACGCCACCAUCGCUGAGCUUCAGGCCAAGAUUCUGGAUGCUAUCACUGCCAAGGGCAGUGUGCUACUGAGCAUUGACAACGCCAAGCUGGCCCACGACGACUUCAGGAUCAAGUAUGAGAAUGAGGUGGCGAUGCGUCAAUCAGUGGAGGCUGACAUCGCUGGGCUGAAGGUGCUGCUGGGAGAGCUGGGCUUGGCCAAGACUGACCUGACUCUGCAGAUCGACAGCCUGACAGAUGAGCUGGCCUCCAUGAAGAGGAACCACGAGGAGGACCUGUUGGCCCAGCGCACGCAUGUGUCUGGUCAGGUGAACGUGGAGGUGGACGCCGCUCCUCAGGAGGACCUCACCAAGGUCAUGGAGGAGAUCAGAGAACACUAUGAGGCUGUUGCCGCCAAGGGCAAAAAAGAGUUGGAGACCUGGUUCCACGCCAAGUCUGAGGCCAUAACCAAGGAGGUAGAAGCCACCGAGGUCACACUGAAAUCGACAACCACAGAGGUGAAGGACGUGAAGAGCCAGCUUCAGAGUCUGCAGAUUGAGCUCCAGUCACAGCUCAGCAUGAAAGCGUCUCUUGAAUCUACACUAUCUGAAAUUCAGAGCCGCUACGGCAUGAAACUGAGCGGAUUCCAGAAUCAGGUGGUCAGCCUUGAAGGUCAGCUGGUGCAGCUGAGGGCUGACCUGGAGAGGCAGGGACAGGAGUAUCAAGUGCUACUGGACAUCAAGACCAGACUUGAGAAGGAGAUUGAAGAGUACAGGAGGCUGCUUGACGGAGAGGGAGCUUCCAUCUCAUCAUCCGGGUCCUCAUCCCUGUCCUCAUCCUCCAGCACCACCACCACCACCACAGUCAUCACGAAGGUCAUUGAGGAGACAAGCUGAACCUCAUCUCUCUGAUGAUGGGUGCAGCCGACUCUCAGCCUAUCGCCUGUCUGCAUGCCGAGUCACCUCCAGCUCCACUUCACAGAUUCCUUCUUCCUUUUCUGCUGAAUUACACCAUGAGUGAAAGGAGAGUAACAUCCUUGUUUGUCUGGUCUGGGGUUCAAACUUCUGCCUAGUGCUUCAAGGAAUAAAAGUCACCUAAGCUCAACAA
Molecule: messenger RNA, 1597 nt
Organism: Betta splendens (Siamese fighting fish)
Lineage: Eukaryota; Metazoa; Chordata; Actinopteri; Anabantiformes; Osphronemidae
Product: keratin, type I cytoskeletal 13-like
Exons: 8
Coding region: 67-1386 (439 amino acids)
Molecular function (GO): structural molecule activity
Source: RefSeq, a predicted model, not a curated record